Molecule: messenger RNA, 1334 nt
Organism: Cornus florida
Lineage: Eukaryota; Viridiplantae; Streptophyta; Magnoliopsida; Cornales; Cornaceae
Exons: 12
Coding region: 569-874 (101 amino acids)
Biological process (GO): carbohydrate metabolic process
Molecular function (GO): xylose isomerase activity
Source: RefSeq, a predicted model, not a curated record
GUCUCUAGAAUUAGUCCUUUUCUUUAGCCAUAAUUGUAAUUCCCCAUCCGUUUGUUGAAUGAUUUCCCUUCUUGGACAAUUUGUACCAUUGUAAUCCCCAAACUACCCGUCUCCACUUCCUUCUUCUACUCUCUCUCUCUCUCUCUAUAUAUAUCUAUAUAUAUCUAUACAUAUAUAUGCCAAUAUGUGUGAGCUCCCUCUGUUGCUAUCUGUCUUAGCGAGGGAGGGAUUCAAUACUCACACACGCAGUUUGUUUUGGAAGGCCAUUACCAUCAUCAACCAAUUCUAUUUAAUCGCUACGGUUGCAUAGCUAGUUUGCAGGACAGAAAAAAUGAAGGCGAGGAGGGUCCUGUUGUUUCUUCUUUACUUAAAUGUGGUUUGCUUUUCAGUGAUUGCUUUGGGUCCCACCGACCUGUCCUGCUGAUGUUGGUAGCAAAUGCAAUGGUAUUGAUUCAGGAAGCUAAUACAAAUUUAGAUGAGGUGGUAGCCCUUGCAAAAGAGCUUCAGGGGUCCAAGAUUCGUCCUUUGUGGGGCACAACUCAGUUGUUCUUGCAUCCUCACUACAUGCAUGAUGCUGCUACUAGAUACACUACUUAUUGAACCCAAACCUCUGGAACCCACUAAACAUCAGUAUGACUGGGAUGCUGCAACAUCAGCUACUUUCUUGCGAAAAUAUGGCCUAAUAGGAGAAUUUAAACUCACAUUGAGUGCAACCAUGCCACUCUGUCUGGUCACAGGAGAAUUUAAACUCACAUUGAGUGCAACCAUGCCACUCUGUCUGGUCACAGCUGUCAUCAUGAGCUUGAAACUGCAAGAAUCAAUGGUUUGCUGGGACAUAUUGAUGCAAACACUGGUGAUCCUCAGAUUGUUUUGAAAUAGAGCCUUUGUCAACACCACCGGUUGGGAUACAGAUCAGUUCCUAAUGGAUGUAGCAGAAGCAACCAUGGUUAUGCUCAGUGUUGUGAGAAAUGGAGGGUUAGCACCAGGCGGAUUCAAUUUUGAUGCCAAAAUGUUAGUUUCUUUCUUUUGUUUUAUGGUUUUCCUCUGCAUGCAUCGGCCAUGUGUGCAUAGAUUUCUGGAUUAGUUUUUUUUUUUGUUUUUUUGUUUUUUUUUUUUUUCAUGGGAAUACGUGCAUCAGGCUUGCUCUAAUGUUUUUGCACCAUCUGUUCUCUAGCAUAACAAUUUAACCACUGUCUCUUGUCAAAUUUAGCUACAAAAAUGCUAUAGUGACUCAAUUUCUUUUUGCAAAAGAUGAAUUUACCUUCAAUUUAUUUGUCGACUCGGUAAAUAAACAUUUUUCUUACAUGAGAGGGCAUAAAGUAAAAGCCUAAUAG